AGGGAGGGGUGAGGUGGGCAAGCCAGUGUGAGAAAGAGAGAGCGCGAGAGAGAGAGAGACAGCUCUCUCUAUCCAAAGCAGAUGUCUUUGCUAUGCUGCUCGCAGAUGUGAGGAAAUGAAGUCUGAAAAGUGCAGCAGGUGUGUGUCUGAGUGAAUGGCAGCGCAAUUAGCAAAUCAUAUAGCGCUGCUGCUGCCUUAAGGCUUUUAUAUUCACAUAGAUGAUGUCGAUUGUCAACCUGCCUGAUAGUGUUUUAUAAUCAGCCAGAAUAGGAGACAAAUUGCACUGGGAUGUUGCCUAGUAACCAGUCAGAGUAUCUCCUGUCUAUUCAGCCAAGGCAGGUCAAACGGAAAUCUUGCAACACUUUCUGCGUCAUGCAUGACUUUGUAGAACCUGUUGCAAAAAAAAAAAAAAUGCAAUCUGCAGGAAGCAUGAUUGCAUUGCUCACCUUGAAGUUCAAUGUUGCAAAAGUUGACUCAUGGCCAUGCAUUUGCAUUUCUUCAUCUCAGGUGUAUUCAACUCAUCAGUGUCGAGAAUGCAAUCAGUCUCUGGUACGCGCAAAUCAUUUCUCUUGUUUAUCAUGUAAUUAGAGCUGUGCAUUGUGCAAGAAAAAAAAAAAAGGAUGUGCCUAAGUGGCCACCGUCGCUAGUGGUAAUGCGUCCGUGGACGUCAGACUGACGCAGAUGCUUCACAGUUUGGUUCAGCGUGUGGGAGGAAAAGACUGAGAGCUUGGCGAUAGCAGCAUUUUGUGAAGAGCCUGUAAUUGCUGUUUCAUCACAAUUAUCCUGCGGAGAACCAGCCGCCUUCAUUCACUCUGUACGGUCUUGAACCCAGAGAACUGACGCAAUGCAAACUUUUGUGCAUAAGAAUCGGAACUCAAGUGUCUUGCAUGCUGUCCUGUCUGUCCCUCUGCAGCUGCCUCAUUGACAUCGCAGAAGAAGCACAUGAGGUUGAGGUUCUCAGCCAAAGCUGAGCCCAUGGCGUCGCCAGCUCUUUGCGUGGCUCUCGCCGUGCUCUUCUUCGGCACUUUGACCUCCGGCACCCCCUCCGGUCCGGCCUCCGACACCUGCGCGACCCUGGAGCAAAGUCGCUUCUUCGGCGUCUUCUCGUCCACCGCCAACCUUCCGUCGGCGCCGUGCUCCUGGACCCUGCAGAACCCCGACCCCCGCCGCUACACCGUCUACAUGAAGAUCACCAAGCCGACUGAGUCGUGCAAGCCGAAGCGGGUCAGGACCUUCCAGUUUGACUCCUUCAUCGAGACGUCCCGCACCUUCCUGGGCAUGGAGAGUUACGACGAGGUGGUCAGGCUGUGCGACGCUUCCACCACCGUCACCUACAUCGAAUCCAGCAAGCAGUUUGUGCAGAUCCGCAAGGUGGCCUCCGGUAACGGCCCCGAGAACGAGCAGCGGGGCCAGAACGACGUCAGCGAGUUCAAGUCGGAGUUUCUGGUGGUGGGGAAAAGGAACCCGAGUAUGCCCGCCUGCCAGAUGCUGUGCCAGUGGCUGGAGAAGUGCCUGUCUGACAGCACCCACGACUAUCCCUGCGGUAUCAUGAACACCCCUUGCCAGUGUUGGGAGACGCCAAAAAGGAAGCCGGGGAGCUGCUACAGAGGCGGCGUUUACGUGGAGAAAUGCCUUCCCGUGCCCAGAGACAACCGACAGAAUGCUGAGAUCACCAAGGGCUGGGCCGGUUGGAGCCGCUGGUCAGUUUGCAGUCAGGAAUGCGGCGGUGGCGUCCAGCUGCGCAGCCGAGCCUGUCAGCCCGACGAUGCCGUAUGCGAGGGGACCGUGGAAGAAGGCCGGGCGUGCAACCAACGGGCCUGUAUAGGCACAGAACGUAGCAAGAGCCAGGGUCUGCGGGCCAUUGUUGGUCUGAGGAGGGAGCACGAUGAUUCUGGCCUCGGAGGAGUUGCAACCCAAAUCGCAAAUACGAAGACAGACGAGUGGUCCCAGUGGAGCUCGUGCUCGGUGACAUGCGGAGAAGGCUGGCAAAGCCGCACCCGGGUCUGCGCGACUUCCUCCUUCACCACCCAGUGCACCGGACCCCUGCGUGAAAACAGACCUUGCAACAACACCGUUGUCUGCCCAGUGGAUGGCGCCUGGGACGAGUGGACCCCGUGGAGCUUGUGUUCCUCCACGUGCGGCCGUGGUUACCGCGACCGCACUCGCACAUGCAGGCUGCCCCAGAACGGAGGAGAGCCUUGCAAGGGGCCCUCAAGACAGAACAAGCUUUGCAACAUCGCUGUAUGCCCCGUGGACGGACACUGGAAUGACUGGUCAGUGUGGAGUCCAUGUUCUGCCUCCUGUUCCAACGGUACCAGGCAGAGGACACGAGAAUGCAAUGGGCCAUCCUACGGGGGCUCAGAGUGCCACGGGAGUUGGAAAGAGGCCAUCAACUGCUUCCUGAAAGAGUGCCCCGUUGAUGGGCGCUGGCACGCCUGGAGCGCUUGGGGCAGCUGCAGCAAGACUUGCGGCGGCGGCAUUCAGCAAAGACAAAGAGUAUGUGAGGGUCCUUUCUUUGGUGGGGAGCCUUGCCCUGGUGAAAGAGGAGAGCAGAAGCGCUGCAAUGAGAAGAGAUGCCCUGGGCCCCAUGAGAUUUGCCCUGAGCAGAACGAUGGCGACGUUGUGUGGAAGAAAACUCCGGCUGGAGACAUGGCGGCCAUCUUAUGUCCCGCUGACGCUGAAGGUCUGAUUCUUCGCCGCUGCAGUCUCAAUGCCGUCGGCCUCGCCAGCUGGGAGAGCCCGACUUACGUCAAGUGUGUCUCCAAGAACUACGAUAACAUUCAGACCCUGUCGAGGGAAUACAUCAGCAAAGUGCAGAAGGCACAAAGCGUCGACGGCAUCGCUGAGGUGAUUUCACGUUUGAGGUUCUCAACGGACGAAGGCGCCACAUACAGCGGUGACCUCAUGGCCGUCAUGGAAAUCCUCAAGAACAUCACUGAGUUGUACAAGGCAACCACGCUGAGGCUUAGCAACGCAGAUGUUGAGAACUAUGUCCAGACCAUCAGCAACCUGCUGAAAGAGGAACAUCAUGAAAAGUGGGAAGAGGCACAGCAGAUGGGUGCCAACGUUAAGGUGUUAUUCCGUCUCGUAGAGGAGUCGGUGAACAUGAUCGGUAUGCAAAUGAGCGGCUUCCAGGAUAUUUACGAAGUCACCGAGAAUUUAGUGCUGAGCAUUCAUAAGCGGCCCACUUCCACCAGCUCCAACUUCACUUUCCCCGCUAAAGGCUGGAGGGGAAUGUUAGACUGGGUCAGGACUGCCGAGGAGAAAAUUUCCGUUUCCAGAGACGCUUUAGCCAUUGACCCCAGUGAUGGCAAUGAAGCUUUCGUCACCGGCAUUGUCCUCUACAGGAACCUGACUUCGUUUCUUUCCUUUCAGAGCAACUCGACUCUGCUCAAUUCAAAAGUAGUGACGGUGGUUGUCAGCCCUACCCCUGCCCUCUUGUCUUCUCCCGUCGAAAUUGAGUUCCCGCAUCUCCACAAUGACACAAUGAACGAGACGUGCCUCUCGUGGGAUGAAAGUGAAACAUCCUCCCUGCUUGGCUCGUGGUCUGCGCGGAGCUGCAGAACCGUCCCCGUUCAUUCAUUCCGAACCAAAUGCGUGUGUGACAGCCUCUCCACCUUCGCCAUUUUAGCGCGCGUCAACUUCGACUCGAUCAUGGACAAGGCGCUCCUCCCGUCCGUGACGCUCAUCGUGGGCUGCGGGGUGUCUUCUCUCACCCUGCUCCUCCUGAUCAUCAUCUACGUCUCGGUGUGGAAGUAUAUCCGCUCCGAGCGCUCCGUCAUCCUCAUCAACUUCUGCCUGUCCAUCAUUUGCUCCAACGCCCUGAUUUUGGUGGGACAAACUCAAGCUCGCAAUAAGGUGGUCUGCACACUGGUAGCGGCUUUCCUGCACUUCUUUUUCCUCUCGUCGUUCUGCUGGGUGCUGACAGAAGCUUGGCAGUCGUACAUGGCCGUCACGGGUCGUCUACGCAACCGCAUCAUCCGCAAGCGCUUCUUGUGCUUGGGUUGGGGUCUACCUGCGUUGGUGGUGGCCGUUUCUGUGGGCUUCACAAAAGCCAAGGGAUACGGCACCGUCAACUACUGUUGGCUUUCUCUCGAGGGCGGGCUCCUCUAUUCUUUUGUGGGUCCGGCCGCCGCUGUUGUUCUGGUGAAUAUGGUCAUUGGUAUUCUGGUCUUUAACAAGCUGGUAUCCAAGGACGGCAUUACCGACGUGAAGCUGAAGGAGAGAGCCGGGGCAUCGUUGUGGAGCUCCUGCGUGGUUUUGCCUCUCUUGGCCCUCACUUGGAUGUCGGCCGUCCUGGCAAUCACCGACCGCCGUUCGGCCCUCUUCCAAAUCCUCUUUGCUGUUUUCGACUCCCUGGAAGGUUUUAUCAUCGUCAUGGUCCACUGUAUCCUGCGGAGAGAGGUUCAGGAAGCUGUGAAGUGCAGAGUCGUGGACCGCAAGGACGACAGCAACGGCGAUUCGGGAAGCUCGCAUCACAAUGGCCACAACCAGCUUACGUCUGACGCCGAGAAGGAUGGCGAUUCGUGCAUCCAAGGAAUGAGCGGCUCAUCUGCAGAGAAGAUGUCACCGCCUCAAAUGCCCCUCCCCAUGGGCCCCAAUUUCCACACCCUGCCGUCCAACAAGAGCCACAUGCAGGCGGUCCCCGAAUAUUCCAGCCACACGCUCACCCUGAAGAGAGAGAAGAGCCGCCUGGCGGGAGGAGUUGACGGAAAAGCCGUGUACGUGUGCGAGGGAGAGCUCUUCCAGCAGCUGGACGCCGACCUGGCUCGGGUUCAGGCGGAGGGCGGAGUCUCCGACGCCAGCGGUUACAUGCUCAUGCCCAACACCACCUCCACCCUGAGAAGCAAGCCCAAAGAGGACCCGAGCAAAUACAACAUCAACGUGGAACAGCUGCCCCAGGCCCGACUCAUGCACCUAAGCGGCCCCUUUGCCGAGCCCCAAGCCGCCUUCGGGAUCAAGACCGUUCCCUGCGACCAGGUCAGCGUGUCCUACUCGGAGAGGGACUCGCCCAUCCAGAACAUCCACAACAUGUCCAGCGAGUCUCACAUCACUCACAGCAGCCUGGAGAACACCUUUGAGUCCAUGAACUCCAUGAUGUCCAAAAGCGAGACCAUCUCUACUUUGUCUAUGAGCUCCUUGGAGAGGCAAAAGUCGCGCUAUGCCGAGCUUGACUUUGAGAAAAUAAUGCACACAAAGAAGCGCCACCAGAACAUGUUCCAGGACCUGAACAGGAAGUUACAUCACGCCGAUAAAGACAGAGAGUCGCCCGCUUCUGACAGCAAGUCUGUGAGAUGGAGCGUCUCAUCAGCAGGAAGUGACAAAACGAACCAAAGCGACAAACAGCAGGGUCCCUUGGAGAGGCCUUGGGAAGGAGUCCGGGGCUUACCGCAGCAGCAGCAGUCUCCCCCCGCGUGGGUCCGCAAAGACUUGGAGCCUCUGGCCGCCUCGCCGCUGGAGCUCCACUCGGUGGAGUGGGAGAAGAGCAGCACUCCCAUCCCUCUGGUGGGCCAGGACAUCAUUGACCUGCAGACGGAGGUCUGAGUCUGGGUCAGGUGCCCGCCUUAUUUUACCUUUUGGCUUUGGGUUCCUGUAUUGGAAUCGUAAGUUGGCUCCGAGAAUUGAUGUCUUCAAAUCCUCAGUCGGAGCAGGAAGAUCAUUUAAGAGGGGGGUUGCCUCUCUGAGUGGACUUGGCAAAGCGCUGGUGGAGAGUUGCGUUGCGUCGGCGGUCCACCUAGGCCAGAGUUGGCUGCGGUUCCAUUCGCCUCGGUCGGUCGGUCGGUCGGCCGUGGGAGGGCGUGCGACUCACUCACGCACCAUGCCCGCUGUGCUUCUUUUCACCUUGGGCUGGACAAACAAACCAAUGUCAUAGGCUGUUUGGGAGGAAUGACUACGACUCUUGGCUGCUCCCGUUCCAGCCAAAUCUCCCUCCAACAUAGCAAAGAGAGCGAAAGCAAGCAUUUUUUUGGUUCAAUUUGAUCUUCUCUGUUUACUUCUUAAAACACAUCCACCAUACUAAUUGUCAUUUUAGUAUCAUCAUUAGCACUAUUAUUGAUUAUCAUAUUUGCUCUAUUUCUGUUUUGAAUGCCAAUUGAUUUGGGUUGGUUUUUUUGGGGGGUGGUCUGUGACCUGGAAAAAAAAAAAGUGGAACACCUCCGUAAUGUGUUGUUAGCCAGUAUGCUCCGCAUCGGGACAAACCUACUGAGGGGUGAUGCCUUCCUGGUUCCUCUUACAUUUUUCCUGGCUAGCAAAAGAGCAGCAAGCACAAUACAGACUCUUAAGACGGACGGACGGAGCAGUAGAAUGUGAGCGUUUGAAGAGGAAAAGGCCAAUGGCUUUCAUCAUCGCCCACUUAUCUCUCAGCCUUCCUUGCAGGACUCUUUGGACAAAGCUGAGGCGCUGUCGAGCCUUCAACACAUUUGUGUUUUGAACCAUCAGUGUGAAAUGGUGCAAUAUGAUGGGCGCUUGAUGCUCAAGCAGGACUGAUACUCUAUUAGGAUUUUUCUUACUGACGAUGAUGAUGACUCCAAUCUUUUCUACCAUCUUCCUCAUAUUUACUGAGCAUAUAGACGCUUUAUGAGAAUAUUGUAUAACAAAUCUGUGUUAGUAAUUCAAGGAAUUUAUUGACUAGAGAUUUGUUAGCCUAAGACUCCAUUUUUGGAGGUGUCUGUGACAGGUAGAUCACUGUACUUCUAGUAUCAAAGCAAACAGUGUACGUAUACAAUGAAUGAAUGAAU
Messenger RNA from Syngnathus acus (greater pipefish), 6737 nucleotides. RefSeq names its product adhesion G protein-coupled receptor B1-like. The record is from RefSeq and is a predicted model, not a curated record. Gene Ontology annotation, cellular component: plasma membrane; dendrite; postsynaptic density. Gene Ontology annotation, molecular function: G protein-coupled receptor activity. The transcript is spliced from 32 exons. Gene Ontology annotation, biological process: engulfment of apoptotic cell; negative regulation of angiogenesis; adenylate cyclase-activating G protein-coupled receptor signaling pathway. NCBI's taxonomy places the organism in Eukaryota, Metazoa, Chordata, Actinopteri, Syngnathiformes, Syngnathidae. Bases 943 to 5544 code for a protein of 1533 amino acids.